Molecule: messenger RNA, 3525 nt
Organism: Paramacrobiotus metropolitanus
Lineage: Eukaryota; Metazoa; Tardigrada; Eutardigrada; Parachela; Macrobiotidae
Product: atrial natriuretic peptide receptor 1-like
Exons: 23
Coding region: 213-3485 (1090 amino acids)
Biological process (GO): intracellular signal transduction; cGMP biosynthetic process; receptor guanylyl cyclase signaling pathway
Molecular function (GO): guanylate cyclase activity; peptide receptor activity; protein kinase activity
Source: RefSeq, a predicted model, not a curated record
CAUAGAACCGGAUGCGGAAUAAAUAUGGCUUUCAUAAUCUCUGCCACCCAAGUUUAUUUUUAUUGUUCUGGUUUUUUGGGGUUAAGUUGACCUUUCCGUAUCUGCAAGUGUCACCGUUCUAUAGAUCUACAUGAGCGGAAAGAUUGCAGAUUCAAUUUUCUCCAUAAGCAUAAUGUGUUGGGCACAAUAAAAAUAAGAUUGACUGCUUUGGGAUGUUGUUAUACUUAUUUCGCUUCCAUGAGAUCCAUCGCCGCCAGCUGAUCUUAUGCGUCGGAUUGUGGCAAGGAUUACAACAAGUACUAACGAAGCCUACCGCGACCAUUCAUGCUGUUUCCCACACUAACAGCUCAAUUACAAAGUAUCGCGUAAUUGUGUUGGCCAUGCUGGUUUACAAUCCGGAAGUAAUUGUUCCCGCAUUAAAACUUGCGUGGAAUGACUUAAAUAAUACGUCCGAUGUGCAGUUCACCUUGGCUAUCGCACAAAUUCCAGGCUGUCAAACGUUUGAGCCCGAUAUUAGUGGAACUCUGACAAAGUUCUAUUAUGAACAAGCGGUUAAAUAUGAUUAUUUCAUUUUGCUAGGCGCAGGGUGCAGCAACUACAUUGAAAUCCAGGCCGAUUUUGCCAGAGAAUGGAAUGUGCCAUUGAUAACAAGCGCGGGAACUGAUAGCAAACUGCAGAAUAAACGCCGUUUCCCCACGCUGGUUCGGUUGCUACCAUCUCAGAUUGCAGAAUACUCUAAAUGUUUUGCCCGGCUACUGCGACAUUACCGAUGGCGUAGAAUAGCCAUUAUUUGUGACCCCGCAUCCAGCUACGAUCCAUUUUUUCAACAGACGUGUGGUGACUUUGAGAAAGUGCUAAUUGCGUCACUUGGUCAACAAAGACAGCCUGACGUGACCUAUACCAUCAAUGCCAAUCUAUCCAUAGAUUCUCAGCGCGUUAAAGCUCUGGAAGAUGCCCGUUCACGCAGUCGAGUUAUUGUCGUCAUUGCUCAUUUGGACCGUGUCCGAGAGACAUUAAUAACAGCAUGGAAGAUUGGAAUGAACAACAGUGCCUACGUAUACAUUGCAACUUUGAAUUACAACUACGAUACUCCUCUUCGAGGAUCUUUGCACUGGAUGCGCAAUGAUUCCGAUGACGAGAUUGCUCAAACCCAGCUCAAAUCUCUCCUGGUCAUUUCACUUGCUCAUCCGGUCCAAAGUCCCAAAUAUAUCCAGUUUUUACAAAUCAUUAAUCAGACCGCCAGCCAAGAAUACAAUGUUAGCAAUGCAAUAACAGAGGAGACCCAGCUGAUGGCCGUUUGUAUGCACACCGCCGUUCACGCAUUUGCUGAAAUAAUCAAUGAAAACUCUGUCAAUGGCAAUCUAACCGAACUUCCGAACGGAAGUGCCUUCAGUCGCCUGAUGUACAACCGUUCCUUUGACGCGGUAUCCGGUUUGCCCUUUAAGAUGGAUGGCAACGGUGAUCGUGAUGCGGUGUACACCGUAUUAGCUGUUACAACAAAUGGCACUGAACUGGAGGAAUAUUUAUAUUACGACUCGUAUGAUGGAUCUCGUGCUCUCUAUUACGCAGAAGGAAAUAUAACUUGGUACCGCGAAUAUAGUCUUCCUCCAGAUUUUCCAGAAUGCCAGUAUUCAGCUACCCAGGAAGGAUGUGAAAAUAAACAGGAUCUUAGACGUCUGUUGCCCAUUUACAUCGUUACGCCGAUCGUGAUUCUGCUGUUUCUUCUUGGAUGGAUUUUCCUGCAUAUCCGCAAUCGAAGGAACAAAGAAGCAGAUGCUUGGCUAAUACAAGCUACCGACGUGGAGAAUUUAGCAAGAUCUCAUUUUGCCAAGACAUUAUCCGUGUCCAGGUCGAGAUUAUUCAAAGCCGCCGAGCAGCACAGUAUUUCCAUUGUUUCACAAGGGAAAGGUCAUCUUGUGCGGUGGAAGGCGAAGUUUGCAUGGUCCAAGCUGUACCACACUACAGUGGAUAAGUUUCAAUUUUCGAAGAAUGAGCAGCAGCUUGUGCUCGCGAGAAUGAGAAUGGAACACCUCAACAUCGCAUGGUUUUAUGGAAUCGUCGUUAAUGGCACAGAAUUGAAUAUUAUAUCGGAAUUUGCUCGUAAAGGAUCUUUAGAUGAUAUCUUGGAAGCUGCCACUCUUAAUCAAACACCCGAACUGACGUAUUCGUUCCUCAAAGGAAUAGUUGAGGGAAUGUGUUUUAUCCAAGCCUCUUCCGUUGCAUAUCAUGGCAGGCUCAAACCCAGCAACUGCUUGGUCGACCAACGUUUGUCCAUUCGUUUGACAGAUUUUGGGUUGAAACCAAUUUUGGAUCGCACAAUAAAAGAAAAUGUGAGUGACGCCAGCAACGAUACGGUUGUCAACACGUACGACAGAUCUGCACUGUACUUGGCCCCGGAAGUCCUACGAAGUGGCGCGUUACCGGAAACAGCCGCUAAAUAUUACAAAGUGGAUAUUUAUGCCUUUGGGAUAAUACUGCAUCAAAUUCUUUUUCGUUGUGGACCGUUUUGGAUUGGAAAUGAUAAAUGGAUGAUAGAGUUAGAUGAAGCUGUCGACAUGGUAAAGCAGGCAAACAUUUCUCCUUAUCGUCCAUUAAUUCCACCAAACCAUAAAGUUGACCUCGGCUUUAUAUCGCUGAUGAAGGAGUGUUGGGCCGAAAAUCCCGACACUCGGUUGGGUUUCUAUCAAGUGCGGCAGAGGCUGGCUUUUGUUCCCGGUGUCGAUUCUAAUGCCUCACUAGUCGACUCCAUAAUGGAGCGCCUGGAACUGUUUGCGAAGAAGUUGGAAGCGGAUGUCGCAACUCGAACAGCGGAAUACGAACAAGAAAAGGAGCGGACUGAUGCGAUCCUCUGUCAAAUUUAUCCCAGAUCCAUAGUGAGCAAACUCCAGCGUGGUGUCAACGUACCGCCGGAAGAGUUUGAAGAGGUCACGGUGUGCUUCACCUCAAUUUCCGAUUUUGCCAUCAUUAUUGGUCACGAUUCGCCGCUUUCGGUUGUGGCUUAUUUGAACGAUGCCUUCACUAUGCUGGAUAAAAUUAUCGAGCAGUAUGCGGUUUACAAAGUGGAAACUGUUGGUGAUUCAUAUUUGGUUGUGAGCGGUUUACCUGAACGCAACGACAACGCCCAUGUGAGCGAAAUCGGGAAAAUGUCUGUUGUCAUGAUAGACGAAUCAAAAGAAUUGACCUUUCGAGGAAACCGAUUCGGACAGUUGCAGCUGCGCAUAGGAAUUGCCACAGGGCCAUGUGCCGCUGCAAUCGUUGGUCAUACAAAUCCAAGAUUUUGUCUAUUUGGUGAUACCGUAAACACUGCUUCCAGGAUGAAUUCUUUUGGCGAAGCUCUGCGUAUACACAUUUCGGAAGCGACAGCACGGUGCAUUACGAAAAACUUGCCUAGUCACGACUUCCAGUUGACACACCGGGGUCAAGUUCCGAUCAAGGUGUUUAUGGUUUAUUCGAAGGAAAAGGGAACAUGGAUACAUACUGGCUAAGUCUUUCCGAAUUGCAACCGGCACGAUAAUAUUACCUACC